UACAAACUCGUCAGAGUAAAGCACUGCAAGUAGUAAUCGAAGCAAUCGCCAAUACAUCAGGUCUUGAAAUUUUACGAAUAAUCACGUUUGAUUUCCAGGGAUGUGGAGAGAGUGGUGGCGAAACAAGUUAUGGGAAUUACUACGACGAAGCUGAAAACCUUGAAACUAUUAUUCAGUUUGCAAAAAAAGACCUUAAUUUGCGUAUAAUUGGAACUCUUGGCCAUAGCAAGGGCGCGGCGGUUGUUCUAUUACACGCAGCAAAAUAUGUGGACUCUACGCCUCCUUUCGUAAUCAACCUCUCGGCUCGCUUUGAUCAUAGUGAGACUCCUGAAGGUCGAUUUACUCCCGAGAUGAUGGCUUCUCUUAAUGAAAAGGGGUCAUUCGUAUUGACGUACCAGCAAAAGCCUUAUAUAAUCACCGCCGAAGAUAUUCGCGUACGGAAUAGCUUAGAUAUGACUGUUGUCAAGAAUAUCAAGAACAGUACAAAAGUAUUGACUGUACAUGGAGAUGCGGAUAACAUUUGUCCAGUAAAAGGAGCGUACGAGUACGAUCGGCUGCUUGGGGAUAGGCAUAAAUUAGUAAUUGUGAAGAACGCGGGACAUAGCUGGCGCCACACUUCAGCAGAAAUCGAAGAACUCGGACAAACUGUUGUGGAGUGGAUUAAGGAAAAUUGGCAGUGGGCCAUAGAGAAUGCGUGA
This is a messenger RNA of Paraglomus occultum, 698 nucleotides long. Lineage: Eukaryota; Fungi; Glomeromycota; Glomeromycetes; Paraglomerales; Paraglomeraceae. The record is from the annotation of a GenBank genome assembly.